Molecule: messenger RNA, 900 nt
Organism: Cynara cardunculus var. scolymus (artichoke)
Lineage: Eukaryota; Viridiplantae; Streptophyta; Magnoliopsida; Asterales; Asteraceae
Exons: 2
Coding region: 1-900 (299 amino acids)
Source: RefSeq, a predicted model, not a curated record
AUGCCGCCUCCAAUGAAACCGAGAGAAACCCUAAUCCGUGAAACAAAUCGGCCUUUGAUGGAGAAAAACGAAAACUUGCGGAGUCAUUUGCGUCGGUUUCUCUUCUCUCAAAUUGGUGAUGGUCGGGACACGAAUGCUUGGGAGGAUGCUUGGUUACCUUGUGGUCCUCUUUCCGCUUUUAUCUCUUACCGGUUUGUCCAUUCAUGUGGGUUCUCUACCUUAACGACGGUUCGUGAUCUUAUCAUAAGCUGGAAUGGUAAUUGGCCUGAUGAUUGGUGUCAACGGUUUGAUAUGCUUCAUAAUUCUCCGUUACCUUUAUUGACCUCUAUUCGUGAUAGAGUUCUAUGGGGGGACAAUUAUACUAUGUGUACGGAUUUUACAAUAGGUAAUGCUUGGGCUUCCUUAGAGGGUAAUUAUACUGUGAUCCCUUGGUCUAAAUUGGUAUGGUUCUCGGGUCAUAUUYCGAAGCAUGCAUUCUGUUUAUGGUUGGCUUGUCAGAGACGGCUUCCGACUCAAGACCGUCCACAUUGGAAGGAUGAACCACCAGAUUUGGAGUGUUCGCUUUGUGGUCAAUGUUUGGACAAUCAUGAUCAUUUAUUCUUUCAAUGUUCGUAUGCUGGAGUUGUAUGGACUAGUGUUUUACAUAUGGUGGAUCUGCGGGGUAUGCCUUCAAGGUGGGAACAGAUUGUACAAGUUAUUUCGAAGUCUAAUAGUUGUCCGAAAUUGUUAAAGCAGAAGCUUGCUGUGGCCGCGGCUGUUUACUAUAUUUGGCAGGAGCGUAAUAGAAGACUUUUUUCUGCGACUAAGCGUAUGGCUCAGGAUCUUAUUGCGGUUAUUAGGGAUUCUAUCUCCAUUCGUGCAGAUUGGUUGGCAAGUCGUCUUGUGCUUACUUAUGGUUGA